Molecule: messenger RNA, 318 nt
Organism: Wallemia ichthyophaga EXF-994
Lineage: Eukaryota; Fungi; Basidiomycota; Wallemiomycetes; Wallemiales; Wallemiaceae
Exons: 3
Coding region: 1-318 (105 amino acids)
Cellular component (GO): fungal-type cell wall
Molecular function (GO): structural constituent of cell wall
Source: RefSeq, a predicted model, not a curated record
AUGAUCGCUCAAACCAUCUUCGCUACCGCCCUCGCUGCCACCGCCUCCGCUGGCUGGACUUCAAAGACUGGCUCAUGUAACACCGGCAAGCUCUCAUGUUGCGACACUAACAAGAAGGUUCAAAAGUCAACCGGUGAAGAAUCUGGCCUCCUCCACACUGGCGAUAUCCUCGACCAAGUUGCCAUUCAAUGUACUCAGAUCCCAUUGUUAAUCGGUGUUGCUAUCGAAGAUGAGUGCAAGAACACUCCAACCUGUUGUGAGGAUGUAGAGGAUGAUGGUCUCGUUGGUAUCAACUGCACCCCAAUCCCACUUAUCUAA